AUGAAGCUUUACGAUAUUUUUAAAAUAAAAGAAUUAUUGCUAUUCUUUAAACAAUUGUCCUUUAUUUUAUUUAAACUUCCUGGUAUUGCAAUAAUAAUUCGGCUCAUCAAAAAGUUUGCAGAUCUAUUACCUUCUGAUAAUUACAAUUCUACAAGGCUCUAUAGUCCUUAUUUAUUAUACCCUGUCGUAUUUGAUUGGACUUUGAAGGAUUUUCAAGAAAUAUAUAAUAAUUCUAAUUCUACAAGAAGUGGAUUAUUCGUUUUACCACCUACUGAUAGCAUUAAAAAUAUUUCCAGUAAAUCACAACCUAUUCAUCGUUGGCGUAUCUAUCUCAAGACUCAUCAAAAUCAAAAACAAACAUAUAUAUCUUUAUUUUUGGAAGCAAAUAAGACAAAGUUCGAACAAACCCAUGGAUUACAAGCUAGAAUUGCAAAGUGGAAGUUCGAAAUGUUCCGCAUAAUCGAUGCAAAAAAUAUAAAAAAAUGUGCAGAAAAAGUUGCUGAACAUGAAUUUCAACUAUCUUCUAGAAAUCCUAACUGGGGUUGGUCCGAAUUUUGUGAAUUAAACGUUAUAUUUCCUAAUGGUACAGUUUCAGAGAAAACUGAUUUACUGAUUCGUAUUCACUUCUUUGAUCCCUAUGAAAAUGCUCCUGUAAUUCACCCCAUGUCAUUGUUAUCACGAUCUCUGGAAGAUUAUUUUAACAAUGAAGCUUUUAGUGACAUUACUUUCACUUUUAAUUGUGGUUCGAAGCUUUAUGCUUCUCGACUUGUUCUUACACUUCGUUCUCCUUUUUACAAAGCUAUGUUCUCUGGGAGUUGGGUGGAAACUACUACUUCUACUAUCCACGUCCAAGAUGCAAGCUUUGAAUGUUUUCAUGCUAUGUUUUAUUUUUUAUACACUAACAAACUUCAGGAGGGUUUGUCUUUUACUAUCUUGAAAGAACUAUAUUAUGAAGCUGACAUGCGUGAUAUGGUGGAUUUGGCUAAGCUUGUGGUAUUUAAGGUUGCUGGAAUGAUAAAUAGUGAAAAUUUCGAUGAUGUAUUUAUGAUGGCUUAUCAAACUGAAAAUAUUUGGUUGAGAGCCAAAGUUAUAAAUUUUGUUUUUUCACAUUUUGAUGAUUUGUGGACUUGCGAAGGAAUAAAGCGGAUUAUAGAAACUGGAAAUGUUCCAGAUAUUUCAAAGAUGUUAGAAAAAAGAUUUUUAUUGAUCAAAAAUCAUAAUUAA
Messenger RNA from Dentiscutata erythropus, 1224 nucleotides. The record is from the annotation of a GenBank genome assembly. Lineage: Eukaryota; Fungi; Glomeromycota; Glomeromycetes; Diversisporales; Gigasporaceae.